AAAGUUAGGAAUAAGUGAAAAUGGGAGAUAGUUUGGGUGUAAUUGGAAAGGGAAUUUCUUCCCAAUGGCCCAACAUGUGAACGAAAUAGAAGAACAUAAAAGAUGGGGCAAUAAGUGAAGGGAAAAUAUAAUAUAGUCCUAGCUAGUUAAAAGGUUGUGUUUGUAAGAUUAUUUGAGGUGAAUUUUAAAGGAAGAGAAGUAAAGAAGGAAAUGGAGAGUGAAAAAGAAGUAGAAAAUGGAAGAUACAUAAUUUUAAUAAGUGGAGUGAGCAAAGGGUUAGGAAGAGCUUUGGCUUUGGAAUUUGGAAAGCUUGGGCAUAUCAUUGUUGGCUGUUCUCGCAAUCAAAACCAAUUGGAUUCCCUACAACAUCACCUUUCUACCAUUUCUUCACUCACUCAUUUGCUUAUCAAAGUUGAUGUGAGCUCAAAUGAUGAGGUGAAAGAGAUGGCAGAAACUGUGUUACAGAAAGUGGGCCCUCCUCAUAUUAUAGUAAAUAAUGCAGGUGUGAUAAACGAAAACGUGAAGAUGUGGGAAGGUUGUGUUGAAGAGUUUGAUAAUGUGAUUGAUACAAACAUAAAAGGAACAGCAAAUGUGAUACGUAAUUUCAUUCCUCAUAUGAUUUCAAACAAUAAAAAAGGCAUCAUCGUUAAUAUGUCUUCCAUUUAUGGAAGAACUGCAGCUCCUCUGAUUUCAGCAUAUGGUAGCUCAAAAUGGGGAAUUGAAGGGUUAAGCAAAUCAUUAGCAAAAGAGGUACCAAAAAGAAUAACAGUUGUGGCAUUGGAUCCUGGCAUUAUAAAUACAGAAAUGCUUGCUACUCAUAUUGGUUCUCAUUCAGCUUCUCAUUAUCAAACACCUCAACAAUGGGCUACGAAGGCAGCUUCUAUGAUUCUCAAUCUUUCAAGUGCUGAUAAUGGUGCAUCUCUCACUGUUGAGGAUCCUGGAAUUCUUGUUAGGUGAAUUCUCAUGAUUUCAUCGAGAAAUUAUAUAUAUUGCUCAAGAAACUUUCUUGUUAGUCUGUGUUCUUUUUUCCUCCUUUGCUUAUAUUAUGAUAUGUUUGGCUGUUGUUAUAAUAAUUAUAAUUAUAGUUAUUAUUAUUUCUCUACUCCGAGACAUAUUAAUGUUGUGUGAGGACGAUAUUCAACUAUAACGUGGAAAGUAUUAAUUUUAAUAUAUACUACAUUCUUAUCUUAA
Messenger RNA from Cucumis melo (muskmelon), 1191 nucleotides. RefSeq names its product NADPH-dependent pterin aldehyde reductase-like. NCBI's taxonomy places the organism in Eukaryota, Viridiplantae, Streptophyta, Magnoliopsida, Cucurbitales, Cucurbitaceae. The record is from RefSeq and is a predicted model, not a curated record. The transcript has 5 exons. The coding region runs from base 211 to 957 and encodes 248 amino acids. Gene Ontology annotation, biological process: folic acid-containing compound metabolic process. Gene Ontology annotation, molecular function: oxidoreductase activity, acting on the CH-OH group of donors, NAD or NADP as acceptor. Gene Ontology annotation, cellular component: cytosol.